Molecule: messenger RNA, 1187 nt
Organism: Cuscuta campestris
Lineage: Eukaryota; Viridiplantae; Streptophyta; Magnoliopsida; Solanales; Convolvulaceae
Source: the annotation of a GenBank genome assembly
AGGCAAUAAAAUCUGCCGCUGCCCUUCACCCAAUCGCCAUCUUCACAUAAUCACAUCGUCUUCUUCUUCCGGUUCCGAUCGCACAGGUGGAUCAAGUGUUGUGCUGAUUCUUGAGAGAAAUAGCAAUGGGAGGCAAGCCGCCAGCUGGCACUGCCACCUGGACUGGUGUGAAAGGCGGGCACACAGUGGCAGAAGGCAUUGUCAUGAUCCAAAAGGGAUUGGAGGAUCCAAAGGUUAAGUACAUGAGGGAGCAAAUGGAGAAAUUGGGUUGCAGAGUUACGGAUAAUUUCUUCCAAGCCAUCCGAUGCAAUAAGCCGGCAUCAGGCUUUUUUGAUCCCCGGGGCGGGAUAAAAGUAUGUGCAAACAAUUUGAGAUUUCAAGAUGAGGUAACCCAAGUACUCAUCCAUGAGCUCAUCCAUGCAUAUGAUCAGUGCCGUGUCAAAAAUUUGGACUGGAAAAGCGACGAACAUACUGCUUGUGCUGAGGUUUGUGCUCUUCUACAAGAGUUUAUGAUGUUUCUUACGUUCUUGAUGAAUCUUAAUUGCAGAUUUGCAGAGUCUGUGAUAAUAAAUAGAACGCAGUUAUGUGUGAGAUUAUUCAACUUAAAGAAAAUACUCUGUAUAUAUGUUGUGUAUUUUCGCGAACAUGCUAAAUAUCUUAAAUGACAGAUCAGAGCAAACCAUCUCAGUGGGGACUGUCAUAUCGUGAGAGAGUGGUUGCGUGGUCGUUUCAAGAUACGAGGCCAUGAACAAAAAUGCAUCAAAAGAAGAGUGAUGACCUCAAUGGGUAUCAUAUCUCCCAAUCAACAUGGACGUUUGGCUGCCAUUGAGAAGGUGUGGGAUACUUGUUACAAUGACACAGAUCCGUUUGACAAAUCUUCUUGAAGAUUUUUCCUAUGUCUCGAAACCAAGCUUACAAUCGUUGCGUUGUAGAUUUGAGAUUAUGAUUUAUGAGUAGAAUAUUUCUUCAAAUCUGGAAGGCGAGAGAAUUUUGUUGACAUUAGCCUGACGUUUGUUCCCUAUUUGGUUUGCUGCAAUGUGGUUUUUGAAUGGCUUGUUUAUCUCCUUUACAAUGGCCUUGUCUUGGAAAAUGUUUCGUUGCCAUGAUGUUUGUUUCAUAGCCUUCAAUGUGUAUGAAAUAUGGCUUCAUUAUUCUCAACCUUCUUUAGCCCUAUGUUUGGUUCAAGG